Messenger RNA from Fusarium verticillioides 7600, 1841 nucleotides. RefSeq lists its product as hypothetical. The transcript has a single exon. NCBI's taxonomy places the organism in Eukaryota, Fungi, Ascomycota, Sordariomycetes, Hypocreales, Nectriaceae. The record is from RefSeq and is a predicted model, not a curated record. The coding region runs from base 133 to 1509 and encodes 458 amino acids.
AACAGAUCAAGACGAGGUCGAUACUAACACCCUCGUUAUCCUGUGGCUUAAACGGCUCGAAUACAACGGCGAUCAACCCUUCAAGCCUGCGGAUCACACAGUAAACACCGGCAUAGCCAUUCGAUUCGCACAAUGGCCGAACCCAAUCCUUCAGCGCAGCAGCCCGCUGCCGGCACCGGCGCAACGUACAAGGCGCCCACACCGAAGCCGAAACAGAACCCAGCUCUGCGGAUGAUGGGUCUGCCAAAUCUCCCUCGAAAACUUCCCUCACGCAAUUGGCUCAUAUUCUGGGCUAUCACUGGUUCAAUUUCAGCUGCUAUCAUCUACGACAAGCGCGAGAAGAAGAGGGCUACUGCCAAGUGGAAGCACGCUGUUGCCCCUCUUGCAAAGGACAUAAUCCCCUCAGCAAGCCAACUGCCUCGCAAACUGACCAUUUACCUCGAGGCGCCUCCUGGUGAUGGUUUACGAAUUGCACAGGAUCAUUUUAUUGAGUAUGCCAAGCCCGUCUUGGCUGCCUCUGGACUCGACUGGGAGUUCGUUCAGGGAAGACAACAAGGUGAUGUAAGAGCUGCCGUAGCGGAGAAGAUCCGUAGAGAGAGAAGGAAGCACGAAAGGCCAGAUGAAGAGGACCUACAAACAGAUGAGGCUAUAGCUGAGUCGUUGAGGAAGAAGAACCAGGUUCCUGAGUAUGAGGGUGUCAAAGGCGAUAUCAUCUUCGGCCGACAUACAUGGAAGGAAUAUAUCAGGGGACUACACGAGGGUUGGCUUGGUCCUCUUGACCCCCCCGUAAAGCUUGAGCCUAUAACAAAACUCGUCGAGGCGGAUUCCGAGACUCCCAAGGCCGAAGGUGAGCAACCCGAAGAGAAGGAGGAGGGCAAGAAAGAGAAGGAAGAGAAGAAGCCUGAGCGACCACCUCAACCACUGCCAUACAACACCGCCGCCGAUUAUUCCAUCGCUAAUCUCCCCCCUCAAAUUCCCGCCGAGUUUUCUCCUGCAAACCCCAUCCCUCUUCCCCACCGCCUGGGCUUCCGUCACACUCUAGUCCGCCUGAACCGCUUCUUCAACCGCCGCAAACUAGCCGACGAGAUCGGCCGCGAGGUUGCUGCCGUAUGCUUCGCCAACUCUUCUCGUGAGUGGCGAGAGGCCAAUGGUCAGUAUGAGCAGGAGCUCGUACUAAAGCAUGAGGAGAACGACUGGGUCAAGUCGGUUUGGAAGCCCGAGGAACCCCCCAAGCAAGAUGACGACAGUACCGCCGCUGCCCCUUCUGAGCCUCCCAAGGAGAAAAUUUGGCCUGCGCCUAUGAUCGUUGAUCCUAGAUUGGCGCAGCGCAUGCGGCGCUUUGAGAUUGCCCCUGAAGAUGAAGCCCGCGCUGCACAGAUCAAGGUCCCUGAGGCCGAGAUCGAGGGAUGGAUAAAAGGAAGCUUCCGCAGCUUGUGGAACUAUACUGUCGAAUCAGUGACUGCCAAACCCAUGAGGCCCAAUGUUGGUAAUGUGGACAGCGAUGAGUAGAACGGAGUGUUGUCCUUUGAUAUGAAAAGGGCGGUGCGGUGUGACGGGGCGCCACCGCUAUGUAUGUUCAUGUACUACUACAAGUCUGUUAUGGAGUGCAUCUCGUGGUUAAGAUUUCAACUUUGUAUAUUACACCAGUUCGGGGGCCGGUGCAAAUGUAACAUUAAUGAUAGAAUGAGGUACGGCAUCGAGCGUGGUCAUGGUCUAUUAUGCCAUAUAAUUCAAUGGCGUUUGAUUGCCUUUUAUCGUGUAAUCUCAACCCUGUUGUACUUCGCUCAUACCUUCAAUCGUCAUCAUCUGAAUUGCUCCCAUAGCCCACCAAUGCUAGCCCC